UGCCCUCCGUUCGUACACUAAGCAUUCUGAAGUACGUGAUCCUUUGCUUUUCAACGGCGCAAGUGUGAGCUAAGCUGGCAGACGACAACUAGAACACACUACGAUUGGCGCGAACGGAAAAUUAGAUGUGAACCAUCAUUGCUCGUGGCACCGCAAGGCGUUUGGAACAUCAUACAGUAUACAGUAUAAGAGCGCUUGAUAAUAAAGGAUAUAGGCCUAUACUAUCAUCAAGUUCUUUGUGAUCGAAGAGCUUUUGUUGAUUUGGAGGGAUCCUGAACGUCAGAAUGAUUGAACAUUUGAAAGAGGUUAAGAGGUUUGAAGAUUCGUCGUCUGCGGAGCUACGUUAUGCUUCGAGGAAGGAAGGAGAUACGGAGAAGUCUGCUCACUCGGGUGACUACAAUUGUCAUGAACUGGUUUUAAAAGGUGCAUCCAACAACACCACGACAAUGGAUACACCGCCAGCGGGCGUCCUGUCCCGCGCCCGCCCGGUGUUCCGGGUUGCUGCCUUACUGUGUAUGGUGCUCGCUGUGUCUCUAGUUCCUUCUAUCACCUUGUAUCAUCGGGUCAGAGAGCUGGAAGGGCGAGUAUUGAGGCAAACACGCGACCUGUCUGAGUUGAGGUUAAGAGAGGAGGAGGGUUUAACGGGUGUUGGUGAGAUGGAGGAUGCCCGCUACAUCGGGAGGAAGAUGCUAGCUGAAAGCUGUGAUUGCCCUCCAGGCCCAAAAGGAGAUUCAGGACCACGAGGUGAACGAGGCAGACAGGGAUCUACAGGCAGAAGAGGAGAGAAAGGGGAUCCAGGAGAAUCCGGCGUAGAUGGCGUGUUCGGACAGGAUGGGGAUAUAGGGGUUAAAGGAGACAAGGGGAACCAAGGCCUGCCAGGUGAAUCAGGACCAGCUGGUCCUAAGGGCGUGGCCGGUAGCCCUGGUCAGCCUGGUAUUGGAGGCCCCCCUGGUCUACCUGGUCCCCAGGGUAUGAGAGGGCAGAAGGGUGUGGAAGGCCCUCCUGGACCCCCCGGACCACAAGGACCUCCAGGAACUCCGAUGACUGCGGGAUUGGCUUCAACGCAGCUUGGUACUUCUACCUCUCCCUUGGCUGCUAUACACCUUCAGGCAAUGCCAGAAGAUCUUUAUUCAGGAUUAACAAGACUAGAUGAGUAUGGUCACUUGAACUCUUGGUUUAUUAGCACGACAACAGGAGGGUUUUCACUCGGUCGCGAUGGCAACGUAACGGUACUCUCUCGUGGCCAUUACUAUGUCUACAGCAGUGUGCUGUUCUACGAUAAGUCUGCUUUUUACGGUGCUUCAACGAAUAUCAACGGUGUCCCUUUCCUUAAAUGCAUGGGUGUAAGAGGUUCUGCUUUUGCAAGAUUCGGAUCGUGCAAGUCCAGUGGCGUGAUGCUUUUGGAGGCAGGUGAUCACGUGGGUGUGGUUUCGUCAUACCCCUCACGAACAGUGGACAUGCGUCCCGACUCGACAUACUUCGGUUUCAUCAAGCUAACGUAGCAUGUUCAUUCGGAAUACAGAACGGGCCAGAAACCAGCGACAGAUCCAGGGGCAUCUGGGGCACGUGCCCCCCCCCCCCUCCCCCCGCCCACAACACAUCAAACGUGCCGACGAUAUUUGUUGUUGUUUGUUUGUUACGGACUCAGAUUUGUGUGCCCUCUCGCGUGCUGUAUUCACCCCCCCCCCCCCCCUCCCACCCAACCAACGAAUCCUGGACCCGCCACUGUUAACAAUAUUUAUCUAACAUCAUUAUCCCAUUUUAUUUAGCGGGUAAAAGAGCUUUAUUCUUUUUGUAUUUAUCUUUUUCCACAUAUUUAUGUAACAUUUCGUUAACUAUCAGGAUUUUCCCGUUAUUUAGGUGUAGGUUGACUUUGAAUAACUUCAUAUUAGUCCCCGUGGUUAGUCAUUUUUUGUAUGACAAAAGGAAAAAGAGAAGGCGAAAGAUUGUGAUGCGAUGAAAAUCAAUAUAAUGAAGAUUAUAAUUAUGCCCUAAUCAUAUUUGUUCAGUUCCAGAUUCAAAUUUGUUUUAAUUUCAGCAUAUCCUUGUUCAGUUAUAUGUAAUGUAUAUAUUCGAAAUUGCGAAUUAGAGCUCGUGCGAAACUGAUUUGUAAAGGCUUUUAAACACCAAACAGUAUUUUGUACAGAUGUAGGCUACAUGUAGGUUUAAUAAUCUUGGACACUACUUCAUGCGAUCCUUGGGUAUGAAGAAGAAAAAAGGAAGAGUCUUGGCGAGAGAUUACAAGGUUUUGUUGUUUCCCUUGUAGUAUUCAACAGUCUUAAACGGAGGAAAUGUAUAUUGUAGUAAAAUAACUGAGAAACCUGAAUGCGUAUCAUACAUUUUCUUGUAUGAAUGAAAUCUGUAAAUAAAUAGACUUGUAAAUAACAUGUACAUUAAGCUUGGUUAACUGGAUUUGAGUUUCAGCGAAACAAAGUGUAUUCACUUUUUGUACUGGUUGUGUAAAAUGCUUAUUGUUUGUUGCUGUUUACAAAUGAACCAAUUAUGAAAAUGACCAAGCAAAAUAGUAUUUACAAUUACACCAUUACUACUCUUGUCUUUAUUUAUGUUGGUUCCGAAUCACCACUUUACAAUUUAUCGUUUUAGACCAAUAUGUACUUAAAAACCGUAUCAAAAAUCGACGUUGAAACUUGACACAACUUCUGACAGUAUAGCCUUAGACCAUUUGAACUGAAUAUUGAAGAAAUUAGUUCUCUCUCUUAUCCUUUUCUCCUUCUUCUUCUUUUACAUUAUUUUCUUCUUCUUCUUGUUUAAAAUAAGGCAAUGCCGGGAAAUCGACUACAAUUUAUACUACCCAUCAAAGUUUAAAGAGCUGUUACAUAUUAUAUAAAUAUAUUUGUUCGAUAUUAUUAUACUUACGUUAACUUGUUUUACCUAUCGCUUUGUGUACAUACGUUGUAUUAAAAAGGGCAUUUUUAGAAACAUA
Molecule: messenger RNA, 2944 nt
Organism: Strongylocentrotus purpuratus (purple sea urchin)
Lineage: Eukaryota; Metazoa; Echinodermata; Echinoidea; Camarodonta; Strongylocentrotidae
Product: collagen alpha-1(XVII) chain
Exons: 10
Coding region: 285-1502 (405 amino acids)
Biological process (GO): immune response
Cellular component (GO): membrane
Molecular function (GO): tumor necrosis factor receptor binding
Source: RefSeq, a predicted model, not a curated record